This is a messenger RNA of Solanum pennellii, 1537 nucleotides long. RefSeq lists its product as uncharacterized. The record is from RefSeq and is a predicted model, not a curated record. The transcript has 2 exons. Bases 197 to 1195 code for a protein of 332 amino acids. Lineage: Eukaryota; Viridiplantae; Streptophyta; Magnoliopsida; Solanales; Solanaceae.
CUUGCUAAGUAGAACAUACAAUUCAUUUUUUUUUCUCUCUCUAAAACAGUUUUUGCCCAUCUUUCAAACUCCUCCGCCAAAAAAAAAAAAACUCCUUUCCUUCUCAUUAGGGUUUCGUUUGAAAAAAAAGAAAAGAACAAGUAUUGAUUGAUAUGUAUGUGUGUUGGGUGUAGUAUUGCUAGAUCUGAAAGAAGUUAUGCAAUCAGAUUAUGCAAUGGGUGGGAUCCAUCAAGAGUCUUCACAAAUGGAAGAGCAGCCUAGAUUCAUGGUGGAAAAUAAUGCUUCAACUUCUUCACCAUUUUACACAAUAAACCCAAACUAUCACUUCCCUCAGUCUCAUUCUAUUCUCCAACAAAUCAACAGUUUACCGAUUACUCAACAUUUUUUCCCUUAUCAACAUCCUCAUUACAGAUCUAUGUCAGAAGAAAUAAGAGUAGAUCAGUCUCAGACGGCGGAGUUAGUGGCUUUUCCUGCAAGUGAAAUAAGAGGAGAAGAAGAUGCUUUGAUUCGUGGGAGUGAGCGAUACUGUACACAGCCUCGACAAACUUGUGUAGCUGUUUGGCAAAACCAAGAAGAUUCUGCUAUGAAACAACCUGUUUGGAAAGGAGAAUAUUCAAAUGGAAAUGCAAUUGAGAAGAACAAACAAGAAGAAGAUGAGGAAUUGUAUAGUUUAGAAGAAACUAAUACACCUAGAGUAGUAUUCGGAGAGUUAGAAGCUAUUUGUAUUCGUGGAAUUGCAUCUGAAUCUGUUCUCACUGCUGAUGAUUUGCCAACCAACCACAAUGUCACUUUUCCUGAAGCCAUGGUUAACAAAAUCGAUACUAUGGGUAAAUUUCAUAAAAGGAAGAGAGGGAAAGAUGAAUGGGGAAGAUUUUUCAAGUCGUUAGUGAAGAAACUGGCGAACCACCAAGAAGAUCUACAAAGAAGUUUGAUGGAAACAAUGGAGAGAUUAGAUCAAGAAAGAAAACAAAGAGAAGAAUUAUGGAGAGAGAAAGAAUUAGAAAAACUCCAAAAUGAAGAAGCUGCUAGAGCCCAUGAAAGAAGAUUGGCUUCAACUAGAGAAGCUGCUCUUGUGUCUUGCUUAGAAAAACUCACAGGUCAGAAAAUUGAUUUUCAAACAUUCAAAAUAAAGGAAGAAGAAAAUAAAUCGAACUUGCCUCAACCUGAGAUAACAAGUAAGUAUGGAAAGAAAUAAGUAAGUCAAUGUCUGCAAUGGGAUAUUAUGAGAAGAGAAAUGCCACAAGAUGCAAAGAGAAGUGGGACAAUAUGCACAAGUGUAGUAUCAAGAAAAGAAAACAAGAAAUCACAAGGGAACAGUUGAGAAUAGUUGUACUCAAUGAAAUGAUACUAAUAUUAAUGGCGAUGAAAACAGAAGUAACAAACAACAACAAUGAGUGAUAAGCUUAUAAGAACAUCACUGGUUACUUUCUUCUUUUAUUAUUGUUUAUUUUCUCAUUUCUUUUUCAUGUAUUUGUUCAUCCUGUCAUUUCCUUUUCUUCCAACAAUGAUAUCACUUCCCAUGUCGUUUUUCAUACUA